UAUAUCAUGUCUGUUGACCGACGAAAACUCAAUGAAGUGUUAUUAUCAGCUGCUGAGGAAUACCCAAAUGUUAAAAUGCACUUCAGUCAGAAACUGAUUUCCUGUGAUAUAAAGACCGGGAAUCUGGAAUUAAAAAGUAAAGAUGGGGAGACAAUGAAAUUAUGUGUUGACCUGAUCAUUGGGAAUGAUGGCGCAUUUUCAGCUGUCCGACAACAAAUGAUGAAGGAUACUCUCCUCAACUAUGAGCAGACUUACAUACCGCAUGGAUACAUGGAGCUUUGUAUCCCUCCCAACUCUUCCGGGCAGUUUAAUAUGGGAAUGAACUAUCUCCACAUUUGGCCGAGGAAUGAGUUUAUGAUGAUUGCCCUGCCAAACCAAGACAAGAGCUUUACAGCAACACUCUUCAUGCCUUUUGAUAUCUUCAACGGCAUCAGUUCUGGAGAGGAAGCUAUGGGUUUCUUUCGGGAGAAGUUUCCAGAUUCCAUUCCUCUGAUUGGAGAAGAAGCCAUUAAAGAGACCUUCAGGAAAAAUAAGGCGUUGCCCAUGGUUUCUAUCAAAUGUUCACCAUACCAUGUUGGGGGUAAGACAGUCAUCAUGGGUGAUGCCGCCCAUGCCAUGGUUCCCUUUUAUGGACAGGGUAUGAAUGCGGGAUUUGAAGACUGUAUUGUGUUCAAUGACAAACUUAAUGAGUAUAAUGAUGAUUUUGAUGCUGCCUUGAAAGCCUAUACCGAGUACAGAAAACCUGAUGCACAGGCUAUCAAUGAUUUGGCCAUGUACAACUAUGUUGAGAUGAGGAAGUCUGUGAACUCUAAGAUGUUUUUGCUGAGGAAGAAGCUGGAUAACUUUCUUUACAGACUUUUCCCCAACACCUGGAUCCCUCUAUAUACUAUGGUGUCUUUUUCAAGAACGCGGUACCAUCAGUGUAUUAUGCGACGGGAAUGGCAGGACAAGGCUAGUAUCAAAUUAGUAGAUUAUACAUGUAACAACCUCGAAAUCUAUUCAGGUAUGCUGACAACAUCUCUCAACAUUGGUUGUGUAGUAUUGGGAUUGUCCAUCAUAGUGUUUGGCCAACGUAUGCUCACCAAAGAACGAUCAUUUCUGAUGACGUUGAUGGAGGACGUAACUGGAAAUGUUAAGUCAGCAUUGGGUCCAUGGAUACAACACUAA
Messenger RNA from Ylistrum balloti, 1167 nucleotides. Its product is annotated as kynurenine 3-monooxygenase-like. Lineage: Eukaryota; Metazoa; Mollusca; Bivalvia; Pectinida; Pectinidae. The record is from RefSeq and is a predicted model, not a curated record. The annotation marks the transcript as partial. Gene Ontology annotation, cellular component: mitochondrial outer membrane. Gene Ontology annotation, biological process: NAD+ metabolic process. The transcript has 11 exons. Gene Ontology annotation, molecular function: kynurenine 3-monooxygenase activity; FAD binding; NAD(P)H oxidase H2O2-forming activity.